Eutrema salsugineum is the source of this 1091-nucleotide messenger RNA. Its product is annotated as rho GTPase-activating protein 6. The transcript has 6 exons. The record is from RefSeq and is a predicted model, not a curated record. Lineage: Eukaryota; Viridiplantae; Streptophyta; Magnoliopsida; Brassicales; Brassicaceae. Bases 59 to 727 code for a protein of 222 amino acids.
AUUCAAUUGGUCUGGAAAAAUUCAAGCUUUCGUCUUCUUGUCCGCUCCGUGACGAACGAUGCUCUGUCUCAAAUCGGAAGCUCUCCGUGACGAUCAAACUUUAGCUUCCUCUUCUUCUUCUCCCAGCACCGAUCGUAGCACCGCAAAUGCUACUUUUCGUCUUCCCAUCAAUUGGGGAAGCUCGAUCCGGAGGUAUCUGAAGAAGACUGGUACAUUCUCGAGAAGAUCUUACUCCUCAGGAGAUGGGUCUUUGUAUUUUCCUGAUCUCGAUGAAAGCAAGAUGGUUGAUCAAAGUAGUGGUAGAUUUGAAGGAAAGAGCAAAUUAUGGUACAAAUGUGAGCUUGAACAAGAUGUUAAGAGACUGCAGGAGCAGUUACAAGAGGAGAUUAACUUACGGUUAGCUCUAACAAGCGCAGUUGAGCACUCUAGUUCGCCGUUCAUGGAUUCCCCUUGCCAACUUCCCGAUAAGGCACAAGAGCUUUUGGACAGCUUAGCAAUACUGGAAAUCACGGUGUCAAAGCUCGAACAAGAAUCAGUUUCCUUGAGAUAUUUGCUAAGGCAAGAGAAGAACGAGCGGCGUCUCACUGAGAUCCUACAAAAGAAGUCUCAUUAUUCUGCACCCUCAAAGCUCACUAAUGCACAAAGUUUCCCUAACAAGUUGGUGACGAGGAAAAGAGAGAGUAAACAAGUAGUUUCUGUGGAUAAUGAAGCUUUACAAGUAGAAUGAAGAAGCAAGGAAAGAUGAUGUGAUCUUAGCCAUUGCCAGAUUGCUUGAUCCAUAUAGUCCAUGAGCAAAAGUCUUUCGAAAAGCCAAGGAGUCUUGUAAGUUUCUUCAUCACUCUGGUGCUCAAAUCGCCUUCCAGACUCUCCGAGCUGGUCCCUGUCCCUGAGCAUCUCAACAUCAAGAAUUCUGGAAACUUUUGACAGAAUACACAGCUCUUCUACUGCAGCUCUAUUUUCUAUUUCGUCGUUAGCAAAUUUGGCGAUAUCCUAUUUAGUUAAAACGCGGGGUAAGGCUUUGCACUGUAGGAGAACAGUAAUUAGAAGCAGCUCAAUAUUCUGUAUUUAAACAUAGAAUGCGUUGUGGUCGG